Molecule: messenger RNA, 510 nt
Organism: Acanthoscelides obtectus
Lineage: Eukaryota; Metazoa; Arthropoda; Insecta; Coleoptera; Chrysomelidae
Source: the annotation of a GenBank genome assembly
CUUUUAUAAACCAAAUCACGAUUAUAGGCGUUUUAUUGACAGUGUGAGUGAUUUCGAUUUGCAUACUAUAAUAAAAUGGCCAACAAGAAUUGGGAAAUCGUUAUUAACAACGAUUGACCAGAUCUUUCUAAAUUUUCAGAACUGUGGUUCAAACUGCGUCAUGGAUACUACUGUAUCUGCCCACAGGAUCGUACUUCUUGAACUGAAUAUUUCCUCCACUGACGAUGACACAGGAUAUGAAAUAUAUUAUUCACGUAGAUAUGCUGAAAAUGCGGUUAAUAACUUUGUUGUGAAUUUUUUGAUAUAUUGAUGACGACGAGGAGUGGAAGAGGUGGUGAGCAGAGUGUGAAAAAGGCGUCACCCACUUCUUGCGCCUAUGAGGAAGCUGGAGCAGAUUUAUUUACGAGUAUUACGCCGCCGGAUUACUCGUUAGGACAUUGUCUUUCCCAGGACCUGAAAAUACCCAGAGGCAUCACCAAAAUAUUCAGGAACUGCGUGGCCUACAAAUAG